AUCACGGCAGUGCUGCGAAACAUCGCGACCACCGGGCAUAGCACGACGCAGUACCGUAGCGGCAAGGCGUUUCGCAACCGAUUCAUCGCAUGUUUCGGCAUGUCGCAUGGCACCACAAGUGGCACCACGACGGCAGGACACCGUGCAUGCGGAUCCGUUUUUUGGCAUGGGGCAGGCAAACGGGAUAGGCAGUACUUUGCGGCAUGGCGUUGCGAAUCAUGAUUUCAAGUUCCGCUCAGACGGUUCAUGACAUUGGACAGCUAAACUCAAUGUCGAGCAAUAUCUUGUUCGUUUGCCCUCCUUCUCUUCUUGCUUCAUCUUCUGCUCCUCAUCCCUGCUCACUUUCUCUUUCCCUCCCUCCCACCCCUGUCUCGAGCAUGGCGGCGCAUGGCGUUGUACCUGGCGCGGGGCGACCGACUUAGUUAUUGAGCCAGCUGAAGUAAGCCAGCUGAAGUAAUGCACCGCGCGGCGCCGCUGACUCCACACGGGCAACCGGAUUCGCUUUUUGGCAGGUUUUGCCCUUCCCAUGUUUCUCCUGUUCCUCCUUUAUCCACCUCUCCCUCGGCAGGCCAGUGGCUCCACCAAGGCGCCCAGCUCGAGGCCUCCCGCGGAGAAGCCGCUGGUGGCCGAGGCGUCCGCGGCGAAGACGCCGGUGCCGAAGGCGUCCGUGCCGAAGGCGUCCGUGGCGAAGACGCCGGUGCCCAAGGUGCCCGUGUCGAAGGUGCCCGCGGUGAAGACGCCGGUGGCCAAGGUGCCCGUGUCGAAGGCGCCCGCGGCGAAGACGCCGGUGGCCAAGGUGCCCGUGGUCAAGGUGUCCAUCGCCAAGGUCCCCGUCGCCACGUCCAAGGACGCGGUGGCCAAGGUCCCCGUCGCAAAGGCCCCGGUGGCCAAGGUGGGGGUCAAGGUCGCGGUGGCCAAGGUGGCUGUCAAGGUCGCGGUGGCCAAGGCCCCUGUUGCCAAGGUGGCUGCCAAGGCCGCCGUGGCCAAGGAGUCACAGUCUGGGCGGCCUCCACGGCCACGGGCUGGGCUUGACUUCGACCAGAUGGCGGUGCAGGGCAAGCUGCAGGCCCUGAACAGCCAGGGCCCGUGGAAGGCCCCGCACCCCCUGGACGAGGCGGUGCUCGCCGCGCUGCUGAGGAUAGAUCCUGCCAGAGCCUUGGAAAUCCUAGACGAGGCUGAGGAGCAGGGCGAGUCGCUGGCAGACCCGUCCGCCUUCGCGCUCCAGGCCGCCUCGAGGGAGGAGCAGAUAGCGAAUCCUGAGGGAGAUGAGUAGACAGGUCCGCGCAGAGCGUAUGACAACUGCCCCGCGGUCUUGGC
Molecule: messenger RNA, 1317 nt
Organism: Prorocentrum cordatum
Lineage: Eukaryota; Dinophyceae; Prorocentrales; Prorocentraceae
Source: the annotation of a GenBank genome assembly